UCAGCAAAGGUUGCGUCUCAUAUCCGCAAACGCUCACACGAUCCAUAGCGCGUCGAGUGAUACGUCGCGUCUUGUUAAAAGAUGUCGUUUCAUUCAUGAGUAUAAAAUCAACUAUGCAAAUGGUUCGCACAAGCAGUGUAUGUUUUGUGAUUGCACUCGUGACAGGUACUAAUUUCGUCUUGUAAUGAGACUAAUGACUUUAUACGAGCUAGUACUACUGGUGAUUGGUGUCAUGCUAAUCAAUCGCUGUGCAGGUAAAGGUACAAUGGAUCAAAUGGCAAGAACCAGUGCCAUGAUGCGAUCGGUUUGCAUGGGAAAACACAAGGCGGACGAAAGCUUGAUCGAUGCGCUUGGACGUGGCGAAUUUGCCGAUACGAAGGAACUCAAAUGUUACGCAAACUGUGUCCUGGAAAUGAUGCAGGCGAUGAAGAAAGGAAAAGUUAUCGCCGAUAGCGCCAUAAAACAGAUUGAUUUGCUUAUUCCGACCGAGAUCGCCGAACCGACAAUAAAGGCAUUCGAUGGUUGCCGUGAUUCAGCAAAUGGAAUCAAAAAUUCGUGCGAAGCUGCAUAUGCACUGCUAAAGUGUCUACAUGCGAACAAUCCAAGAUAUUUCUUUGCGUAAUUACCAUCAUGCAUAUUAUUUCCGAUUGGUUACGUGGGUGUGGUUAGCAUUUAAAAAGAAACAAAAACACGAAUAAAGGUACAGCAACAGUUA
This is a messenger RNA of Anopheles funestus (African malaria mosquito), 715 nucleotides long. Its product is annotated as general odorant-binding protein 72-like. NCBI's taxonomy places the organism in Eukaryota, Metazoa, Arthropoda, Insecta, Diptera, Culicidae. Gene Ontology annotation, biological process: sensory perception of smell; olfactory behavior. Gene Ontology annotation, cellular component: extracellular region. The transcript has 4 exons. Gene Ontology annotation, molecular function: odorant binding; dibutyl phthalate binding. The record is from RefSeq and is a predicted model, not a curated record. The coding region runs from base 185 to 622 and encodes 145 amino acids.